AUGACUUUUGUCAUUUGCUUGGCCGGAUGGAAGAAGCCAGCUGCAGGGAAUGAGGAGCAAAUCAUCAUGGAGCCUUUGAAGAAGAGGAAGACUUCUGGCCAGACAUCCUGGAAAAAGUGCGGAGACAGCAGCAGUCCACUGUCCUCUGUUACCUCUUCUGCUUCUUGGAAAAAGCCUAGCCUUGGCGCAUCAGAGGUUGCAGUGACAGCAACUGCUAAAGCUGGUAAAACUGUUCGGCAUCAUGUCUCCUUGGAUGUCCCCAUGCUGUCACUGGUUGCCAGUAGUGAUGAUGGUGGGGAGCGGCAAAUGACAGAGUACAAGAAGAAGGCACUGGAUCCAGAUCGAAUUGCCAAAGUGCUGCUGGGGUCCUGCAGUUGUAAGAACAACUGCUUUGGCUGUUUUAAAGCAGCCAAAGUAUUAGAGGUUUGCCAGUUGUGGCAUUCAAUGACAGAUGAGGCCCAGCACCACUUCCUGAAUGCACAGUGGGAGAGCAGUGCUGAAAAUCAUUGUUUGGACUUUGAUGGAGAGCAGCUGGCUCACCGCACAAGCUGGUAUUUUGAGGGGCAGCAAAUUUGUUUGCCAGCUUUGUGCACCCUUCUGGGAGUUGGAAACAAGGCCAUGGCAAAGAAGCUGCAGGGGGUGGUGGACUUGCGCCGCAAAAUCAGUCAUGGCGAGCCAAUGUCUACAAGGCCUGCUUUGCAGAGGAAUUUGACUAGCAUGUUUUUUCUGGAGCUCUACCACCAAAGUGCAGAAGAUUUGCCUGAAACUUUGCAUGUGCAGCAUGUGGAUGAUAAUAUUUCUGCCAGCUUGGGCGAGAAUGACUGCGAUGCUCCUACAUACCUCCGUCAAAUUUCCACUGAUUCAGAGAUCUUCUCCUGGACACCUGAAGCAGCCAUUGUUCAGAACAUCAUGACGCUGUGCACUGUAGACCUGUCCACUGUUCCAGUCCGGCAUUUGCCACCAGGCAAGCUCAUGUCUUUGUUCUGGCAGUUUCAGGCAUGGUGUGAAGCUGUGCAAGGACUGGCUGGUCAAGCAAUCAAAACCCCAUCAUGGUCGACUUUCUGGAGACUGUGGUGGGAGAAGUGGUCGUCUGUGCUGAAGUUCCGAAAAGUUUCUCAGCACAAGGAGUGCGACACCUGCCACAAGCUGCGUGAGAAGUUGCAUGGCAAGAAGGGUAGCACCAAGGAGAAGAUGGAGCUGGCCCGAGACUGGCGUGAACAUCUUCGUGCCCAGUACCAUGAUCGGCUCAUCUACUGGAGCCUUCGGUGGGCAUCACGGUCGUCAUUGGAUGUCUUGACCAUCAUCAUAGAUUCCAUGGAUCAAGUCAAGACGGCAUGGCCUCAAUACAAGUUUGCACGCAAGCCGCAUUCAUUGGAAAGCCUCAAGAGGCCACGUGUCAUACUGACUGCAGUUCUCUGUCAUGGCUGGUGCUCAAAUGUUUUCAUUGCAGAUGAAGCUUUGCAUCAUGGGGCAGCGUCUUUUUGUGAGAUGAUUGCUCGCAGCCUGGACAAUGUGGCAGAGAUUGCCGAGAAGAAGGGCCGGACAUUCCCGCGGCACCUUGUGAUCCAGGCAGACAACACCACAGCCCAGAACAAAAACUCGUUGGUGUCAUUGUUCCUGGCUUACUUGGUGUCGGAAGGCAAGUUUUUGACGUGCACCUUCAACUUUUUGACAGUGGGCCACACACAUGAAGAUGUGGAUCAUUUUUUUCCCUGA
Molecule: messenger RNA, 1716 nt
Organism: Symbiodinium necroappetens
Lineage: Eukaryota; Dinophyceae; Suessiales; Symbiodiniaceae
Source: the annotation of a GenBank genome assembly